Messenger RNA from Macrosiphum euphorbiae (potato aphid), 324 nucleotides. NCBI's taxonomy places the organism in Eukaryota, Metazoa, Arthropoda, Insecta, Hemiptera, Aphididae. The record is from the annotation of a GenBank genome assembly.
AUGUACGCACUCGACGUGCCGGAAGACGGUAAUGUCAGUUCGGCUCUUUACGUAAAAAAAGGAAAGUAUGGAAAACCGCCCAUAAAAAGAACGACGUAUAUACACGAUUUCAAAGAAGACAGUAAUGUCCCCUGUUCACUGCCAGCUAGAGCUGCAGGGAUAAAAAGGAAAAGGGUACAAACUGAUGCUGGCGCCAGUACAUUUAAAAAAGAAAAGCAUGAAAAACUUUCCAUUGCGGGUUCAACGUAUCAACGUGAUGUUGCGGAAGACGGUAAUGUCUCUCCUUACUUCUCGCCACCCCCUCCCCAACACAUCAUCCAAUAA